CUGGGGGCGGCCUCGUGCUCGGCCCCCGGGGGGAGUCGCGCUGCUGGCCCCGGGAGCCCCGGGGUGGGGGGAUCCAGGCCCCGGAGCGCAGCAAGGAGGGGCGCCCCGGGACCUGGCCGGCCUCCCGAACCGCCCCUCACGAAGCUCCCAAAGUCACAGGCUUUCAGAUUUGAACCGAGGAGGCCGAGCGGCCGGGCUGAGGUUCCCAACCGCCAUUGGCUGCGGCGGCGCCGUGACAUCAGCGCGGGGGCUGCGGGGCGGGGAGGGUGCGGGAGGAGCCGGGAAGGGGAGUGUCCGAGCGGCUCCCUGCCCUGAAAGCUGGAGCCCGAGGAAACAGACGCCGGCGCGGACAUGGGCCGCCAGCCCCGCCGCCUCGCGGAGCCCACCGAGGGGACAGCGCAGCCGCGCCGGCUCGGCGCUCGCGUCUCUGGGGACCCAGCCUUAUGAUCACCUCCUUAUCGCCCCCUCCACCCGCCGGACUUCAGAUCUGACCCCAGAUCCACCUGUUGCUUAGAGGGACCCCUCCCCUCCGGCAAGAUGCCGAUCCUCAAGCAGCUGGUGUCCAGCUCCGUACACUCCAAGCGUCGCUCCCGAGUGGACCUCACGGCUGAGAUGAUCAGUGCCCCGCUGGGUGACUUCCGCCACACCAUGCACGUGGGCCGGGCGGGGGACGCCUUUGGGGACACUUCCUUUCUCAACAGCAAGGCCGGGGAGCUGGACAGUGAGUCCAUGGACGAGCAGGCCUCCUCCUCGUCCUCUAAACGCAGCCUCCUCUCCCGGAAGUUCCGGGGCAGCAAGCGGUCGCAGUCAGUGACCAGGGGGGACCGGGAGCAGAGGGACAUGCUGGGCUCCCUGCGGGACUCGGCCCUCUUCGUCAAGAAUGCCAUGUCCCUGCCCCAGCUGAACGAGAAGGAGGCCGCAGAGAAGGGCUCCAGCAAGCUCCCCAAGAGCCUGUCGUCCAGCCCCGUGAAGAAGGCCAGCGGGGAGGGCAGCCCGGAGGAGGCGGGCGUGGAGGAGGCCGUGCCCCGGCGGAACGGGGCUGCCGCCCCCCACUCCCCAGACCCCCUCCUCGACGAGCAGGCCUUCGGGGACCUGACGGAUCUGCCCAUCGUGCCCAAGGCCAGCUUCGGGCUGAAGCACGCCGAGUCCAUCAUGUCUUUCCACAUCGACCUGGGGCCCUCCAUGCUGGGCGAUGUCCUCAGCAUCAUGGACAAGGAGGAGUGGGAAGCCCAGGAGGAGGAUGGCGGUUACCAUGGUGACGAUGACCCAGCAGGCAGCCCCUCCCAGGCUCCACCUUCGGCGUCAGCCCCUCCCCUGGCAAGGCCGGAAGGCGAGGGGGGCCCGGACUUGCCCCCGCUGCCCUCCCGCGCCCUGCAGGAUGAGGGCUGGGCGGCGGCGGCGGCGGCUGCCCCCAGCCCCGGCUCGGCCCGUAGUGAGGGCAGCCACACCACGCGGGACAGCAGCUCCCUGUCCAGCUGCACCUCGGGUGUCCUGGAGGAGCGCAGCCCCGCCUUCCGCGGGCCGGACCGGGCCCGGGCCACCCUCCCGAGGCAGCCUGACACCGAGUUCUCCUUCAUGGAUGAGGAGGAAGAGGAUGAGAUCCGAGUGUGAGGCGGGCGGAGGCGGGGCUCUUGGUUUCGUCCCCUCCCCGCCGCCAGCAUGCGGGGGCAGCCAAGAGCCUGGCUUCAGGCCACAGACCCUGGACUCCAUGGAUGAGGGGCCUUGGCUGAGCUUCGGGGCCGUGGGGGACUUGGGGAGCUGACUUGGGUGUCUGACUUCUUUGCCCACCCUGCCCUGCCGUGCCCAAGCUCUGUCAGAAGUGGCUUCCCUCUCCGGGCCUCCCUUUUCCUCCACCUUGGCCUCCAGUGGCUGCCAGCUGUCAACCUGAGUCCUUGGCACGUGCAGCCAGAGCGGGGCAGCCCGGCGGUGCCAGAGCUAAAUACACUUGACUCACCUCUUUUCUCCUGGCAUUUCUGAUGUGACCGCCAGUAGCCGCCGGAAUAAAUGCGUGUGACAGGUCACAAGUCCCGGGCCCUCCCUCCGCCGGCCCAGGCCCGGGAAGCCCCUUGGAGGAAAGGCUGCCCGGUGUGUACACUAAACGCCACCCCUUCUGGGGGGAAGAGAGCAGGAUGCAGAAUGGAAGGAAGGCCCCUGGGCUUCUUGAAUUUUCAAGAAGGGGACCCUUCCAGGAUGACACUAGAAACGCUGUGGCCCUCUGCUCAGUCCCUGUGGGUUUGUUUGUUGUUGUUUUGUUUAAACCCUUCUAAGCAAUGUCGGGAACGGUGUUCAGAGAGCUGCCACCGGAAGGAAAAACGACUCCUUUUAGAAAACCUUGAUACUAAGUGCUUCCAAACUUUAUUUAGACCUGUUGGGGUGGGUGACUGCGUGUGUGUGUGUAUUUCCUCACUCCCUCCCCCAUAGUUAUUAACAGCGGAAGGCAGCCAGUGUAGAAAAUUUUUGGAAUAUGAUUCUUUUAAAAGUUGUUAUUCCUAUGGGGGGGGAUAAAAAGCGCUCUUUUGACUUGUUUCCCACCCCCCCCUCCUUCCGGCCCCAUACUGACUACUUCCCUUCCUUCCUCAGGCCUCUGCUGCCCUGAAACCCCCUUCCCUACUUCUGAGUCCACAGCCCUGAGGGUAUGGGGUUGCCAGAUUUAGCAACAAAACAAAGCAACAGAAUGCUGAGUGAAAUUAGAAUUUCAGGCAUACAGAGGAGAGUUUUUUAGUAUAAAUAUGCCCCAUGCCGUAUUUGGAAUGCACGCGUGCUAAAACAAAUUAUUCGCUGUUCUUCUGAAAUUCAGAUUUCACUCUGCAUCCGUAGAAGUGUGCCCAAGGGGAUUGAGUCGAGCUUGGGGGUGAGUCCCAGGGUUAAUAGAUGGCCUGUUUUUCUGUCCUGGGAACAGGCUGACCCACCUCCUCCUGUCCCCUUGUAGCCAAUGGAGGGCGGGGGCAGACAGAACCACCCCAGGAUCCAGCCAGGGCAGGGCACGCAGCUGGCCCGGCCUCCUGGGUUUUCCCAGAUCCAGACUCGGACACUAGUUUAGUUCUUGAUCCGUGUGCCCCAUUGGUGCUCGUUGCUAGUGUAGCUCCCUUGGUGGGGGAGGGAUUGAAGAGGCUGCGCAGCCCCCACCAUCUGCCCUUGAAACCCAUCUAGACAGUGGUCAGUUCCAGAUUCUAAACUGCGUUUUUUUUUUUUUUUUUUUUCCGUGAAAAUGUUAAAACAGCAAGGAAACAUUAAAAAAGCCUACAGCA
Messenger RNA from Sus scrofa (pig), 3248 nucleotides. It is a transcript of the gene CDC42EP4, whose product is annotated as CDC42 effector protein 4. The record is from RefSeq and is a predicted model, not a curated record. NCBI's taxonomy places the organism in Eukaryota, Metazoa, Chordata, Mammalia, Artiodactyla, Suidae. Gene Ontology annotation, biological process: Rho protein signal transduction; positive regulation of pseudopodium assembly; positive regulation of actin filament polymerization. Gene Ontology annotation, molecular function: small GTPase binding. Gene Ontology annotation, cellular component: cytoskeleton; plasma membrane; cytoplasm.